Clupea harengus (Atlantic herring) is the source of this 2893-nucleotide messenger RNA. RefSeq lists its product as uncharacterized. The record is from RefSeq and is a predicted model, not a curated record. NCBI's taxonomy places the organism in Eukaryota, Metazoa, Chordata, Actinopteri, Clupeiformes, Clupeidae.
AAAGGCGCUGAAGGCAGCGCUUUUCUAAAACAAGAAGUCGAGUGUGAACACGGCCUUAUUGUCUUCUGAAAGUCUACCAAACCAAACUGAAAGGGAUACAUCUCCUGGAAUAUAUUCAGAGACAGUUUUUGUGUCAGGUGUGACUGCUGUGGAUGGAGUCACAAGGCAGGAUCUGCAAACACUGCCGACAGAUGCGUCACAGAGUGUCUCUCCAGACCCCUUGCUUCUAGCAGAGAUGCCACAAACUGUUAUAUCUGUGUCUGAAAGUGUUUCUCCUCUCUACACUGUGGAGAGAGAAGAGACAGCAGCCCAAGAACAAUCUGUUGAAGAAGCUCUCAUUGCCGCUGCUGCUGGAGUAUCAGUAUUACCAGCUGAAUGCUCAGGCACUGACAGAGAUGAAAGUACUGAAACAGCUGAUGUCGUCACAACGGAAAAUACUCCUCACAAGUCAUUUGAAGAAAGUGUGGUUAGUGUGACUCCUGUCCGAAGUCCCAUUCAGAUGAACAUGAAUGAGAUUGCUGAUGCAGAUGAUUUGAAUCUGGUCAAGGAAAUGCCAGAAUCUCUGGCAGAUAACUCUGAACUGUCACCUCUCGCACAAGUACACCCUGAGGAGAUGUUAGGCUUUCCAAGUGAUCAGACAAGCGCUGCUGGUGGGGAGUGUCCAAACACAACAGACAUUGGGUUUAUAACAUCUGGCGGUAUACCCUGUCAGGAAGAGAGUUUGACAGAAACAGUGAAGACAACAGAAAUGGGGACAACCUCAAAAGUUUCUUCAGAGACAUCAGAGAUAUCUCAGACUGUUACAUCUGUAUUUGAGAAGGUUUCCCCUCUCUGCACUGUGGACGGAGGGGGGAUAGCAGCGCAAGAACCAUCUGUUGAAGAAAUUCUCAAUGCUGCUGCUGCUGUUUUGGUUGCUGCUGCUGCUGCUGCUGCAGUAGAAUCAGUGAUGCCCCCUGAAUGCUCAGGAAGUGACAAUGCUGAAUGUCUUGAAACAGUGCAGAAUGUUCUCAAGGAGGACAUGGGGUCUGUGCUAUCAAAACACUCAGGAGUCAACCUAGAUGCAAAGUCUGCAUCAGAGCCUGUAGACAAUAUGACCCCUAUCAAAAGUCCUAUUCAGGAGAACAUGAGUGAGACUGCUGAUGCCGAUGAUUUGGUCGAGGGGAUGCCUGAGUCUCUAGCAGACUACUCUGAACCGUCACCUUUCAGACAAGAGCAACCUGAGGAGACAGCAGACUCAUCCGAUGAGCACAUUGUUCUGACAAGCCCUGCUGAUGAGGAUGGUCCUAAAGUAACCUACACUGAAUGCAUCACAUGUGACGGAGAAGAAGCAGAGACGGCACUACAAGAACCAUCUGGUGAAGAUGCUCUUGGUGCUGUGGAAUCGCUGUUGGUUACUGUUGCAGAGGUACCUCAGACUGACACAUUGGAGGUAGACUGGACACUGGACACUGGACUGAACAGAGAAGAGGCAAAAGCUCAACAGCCAUCUGGUGAUGGAGCUCUUAGUGUCUCACCUGUUGUCAAUAAGGAGACGGAAUCACCUGUGGUCAAUGAGGAGACGGAUUCACCUGAGAAGGGAAGCUUCGUGUUAAAUCGUCCAUUUGAAUCCUCUGAAACUGAAACUUUUGAAAAGCUUGGAAUAGCAGAGAUUGUCGUCCCCCAGGACAUGGGGCUAGUUUCAGUAGGAUGUUCGAGAGACAUCACAGAAGGGUCUCUGUGUCAGUCAGCAGGAGACAGCAUAGACCACAGAGAGUCUUCUCCAACUGGGCCCAGUCUGAAGGCUACGAAUGAGAUCAUUGAGACAGACUAUCUGAGUUUGGUCACGGAGGCAUCUGAUCACGUGUCAGACAUCUUAGAACCAUCCCCUCUCAGAAAAGGUCUCUCUGAGGAGAGAAUGACUUCAGAGCUUUCAGUCGAUACACCUGCUCAGGUAUUCACUGCUAGUGAGGAAUAUCCAGGCGAAGUGGUCACCAUCUGUACAGGCCAUAUACCAUCCGCUAGAAUUCCCACUCAGGAAGAGGAUGUGAGUAUAUCAAGAGGAACAACAGACAGGGGGGCAUCCCCAAUCUUUUCCCCAAACACCUCUUCUGUGUCAGGUUGUGUGCAUGUCAGCACUCAGGUAUCAGACAUGAGUGUGGUGGUGACAGCCAGUGACACGCAGGGAAAUCAGAGCCCUGCCUCAAGCAACCAUCUCCCUGGGCCUCCCUGCUCUGCUGAGGAGCAGCAACAACACACUCCGGAUUCUGUGGCUGAAAGGGGAACUUUGACCCCAUUCAAUUCUCCUGUCCUCAAAGGCUCGGUCAAUCAGAUGUGGACUUUAUACGAUCUACACCACAGCAGUGAUGAGGGCACAUUUUGCACCAAUAUCCUGUCCCAGCCACCUUUCAAUGGCAGCGCUUACAUUCACGCCUUUGGGCCUGGCCAUGUUCUACUGGCUGAGAGGUCUCCUCAACACUCUCGUCUUGACCUACAUCAGGCAUCAGAAGGGCUUGUAGAGGGGACGACCCAGGCUUCUGACCUACAUCGACACAGAGCCCAAGACGUGGCCCCCACCACUGAGGCCGCUUGCUCAGUUCACCCUUCAGCAUCGCUCCGUGACACAGGCACUCAGGAAAUCAUCCUCCCCAAUUACCUGUUGUGCGUCGAUGACAAGCAGGCGACGCCUCUCAUGGGGGCCCCCGGGGGCCCCGCUCAGUCGGUGAGGGUGAGACGAGAUGACGCCUCGGGGCUCCUGUCCCUCACCUUCCCCUCGGCCGUCCUUGGUGGUGCUCAGAGGAGGGGUGGUCAGUCCCAGUUUAUGCAGAUCAGCACCGAUCAGGGCCACAGCGUCUACUCGCCCGCUGUGCUUCGGAUCGUCACAAACCCUGCUGACCAAAACUAAAUACAGAUUCAC